AUGGUGGGGCUGUUGCUGUUGGCUGGCCGCAUGCACGGUGUGAGUCGGAAGGCUCGACGGAAACCCAAGAUUAUAUCAUCGCGAGGACGCAGUGUGGAGGUCAAUAAACACAAAUUGAAACACCCUCUUCAAGCUGUGUGUCUCUCCAACACUCCCGCCACUCGUGAGGCGAAGCCCGAGGCCGACGUCCGUCACAUAGUCUUGGACACUGGUGGAGAUCUCGAGUACCUAGAAGGGCAGUCUGUUGGCAUCAUCCCUCCUGGGGCCAAGACGAAAGUAUACUCGAUAGCCUCAGCUGGUCAGGGUGAUCUCUCCGACGGUACUACUGUUUCCCUCUGUGUUAAACGGUUGGUGGAAGUAGACAAGGAUUAUGGGGAGGUGGAGGAGGAUGGCCUCUACGCCGGUCAUAAGGUGUAUCGCGGAGUGGGAUCAAACUAUUUGUGCGAUUUGAAGCCUGGUGACACGGUCGCUAUAACAGGUCCGACCGGUAAGGAAUUGCUACUUCCCGACGAUCCAGAUUCGAAGGUGCUAAUGUUGGCCACAGGAACAGGCAUUGCUCCUUUCCGAGGCUUCCUCACCUCUGAGUUUUGCAGAGGGAUUGACCAAGGCGAAGGGAAGUUGUGGUUGAUUUUGGGUGUGGCUGAUCGAUCGUCUAUACUCUACCCCCAAGAGCUGAGUGAUUGUGUCUCUGCUAAUUCGGACCGUCUCAGAGUAGACUACGCUCUCUCGAGAGAGGAAAAGGAUGAGCAGGGAAGGAAGAUGUAUAUCCAAUCUAAGAUGCGUCAAUGUGGAGAAGACAUCUGGAGGUGGCUACAAGAGCCUAAUUUCCAUCUCUACAUGUGCGGCAUGAAGGCGAUGGAGUCGGGAGUCCACGAAGCUUUGUCGGAGAUCUGUGCGAGUCACGGAAGUGAUUGGAAGGAAAUUCUGGCGAGGAUGAGGAAAGAAGGCCGCUACCACGCUGAGGUAUAUUGA
Molecule: messenger RNA, 972 nt
Organism: Perkinsus marinus ATCC 50983
Lineage: Eukaryota; Perkinsozoa; Perkinsida; Perkinsidae
Product: ferredoxin--NADP reductase, putative
Exons: 10
Coding region: 1-972 (323 amino acids)
Molecular function (GO): oxidoreductase activity
Source: RefSeq, a predicted model, not a curated record